Closterium sp. NIES-65 is the source of this 3360-nucleotide messenger RNA. The record is from the annotation of a GenBank genome assembly. NCBI's taxonomy places the organism in Eukaryota, Viridiplantae, Streptophyta, Zygnematophyceae, Desmidiales, Closteriaceae.
AUGGCCGAGCCGCCACGUCAGGACCCAACGAGAAAGAGGCUGUUCAAGGGAAAGCAUAGCGUUCCGCAGAAGCCUCGUUUGUCGUUUUCUGUGCAACAGCCGAUCUGGUCCAGCUGGCAGCAGAAAAGACAAGCACAUCCAGUGGCAGGCAUAGGUGGAGGGGGGGGAGGUGGAGAGGGUGGCACAGCGGGAAGGGGAGGAAAAGGGGGGACAAGUGAGGGAAAGGGGGUAAGCGGGGGAGGUUUCAGAGGAGAAGGAGGAGAGUGUGUUGGAGAGAGAAGGGUUGCGGGGAUUGGUGGCGGAGUGAGGGGGAGAGAGGGAGCGAGUGUGGGUAUGGGGAGUGUGGGAGAGAGGGCGUGGAGGAGCGUCAGUGAAAUUGGGACAUUUGGGGGUUUGAGAGGGUUGGAUGUGACUACACUGGGGAGUGAUACUAGAGGCGGGUUCGGGAGUGACAAUAGAGGGGACUUAGGAAGUGAUGGUAGAGGGGGGUUUGGGAGUGGCACGGUGUUUCACCCGACUGCAUGGCGGUGUGGGAUACCUGCUGUGGUGAGGAGGAGGAGGAUCAAAACCAUUGCUGAUUGGUCCGAUGAUGAUGGUAAUGACAAUGGUGGUGAUGGUGAUGGCGAUGGCGAUGGUGGUUGUGCUGAUGAUGGUGAUGGCGAUGGUGAUGCUGCUGGUGAUGGUGAUUGGUUGGAUGAGGACGGGGAAGAGGAGGGAGUGGAGGCAGAGGAGGGAGAGGAGGAAGCGGUGGAAAAUGAGGAGGAAAAGGAGGAAGAGGCAGGUGAGGAAGGGGGGGAGGUGGAGGGGAGAGAGAAGGAGGCAGAGGAGGAAGAGCAGGAUGAGCGUGAACUUGAGGGGUUAAGGGAGCGGCACGUGAGAGAGUGUGGAGGGAGGAGGAAGAGGAGACGUGUGAUAGGUAACGAGGAGGAGGAGGAGCAGGAGGCAGGAAAGUGGAUGGGGGAGGAGAGAAGAGGGAAUAUCGGAGUACAAGAAUCAGUUGAAAGGGAGGAGGGGGCAGGAAGAGAGGAACAAGACAGAACGAUGGGUGGGAACGAUGAUGACAGGGAUGCUGACAAUGAUGACAGGGAUGCUGACAAUGAUGACAGGGAUGCUGACAAUGAUGGCAGGGAUGCUGACAAUGAUGGCAGGGAUGCUGACAAUGAUGGCAGGGAUGCUGACAAUGAUGGCAGGGAUGCUGACAAUGAUGGCAGGGAUGCUGACAAUGAUGGCAGGGAUGCUGACAAUGAUGGCAGGGAUGCUGACAAUGAUGGCAGGGAUGCUGACCAUGAUGGCAGGGAUGCUGACAGUGACGACUCCAUGAUGACUCAGCCUGACGACGAAGCCACGUGGCAGUCCUUGAUUGAGCAGUCCACGGUCGAAAUUGUUAUGGAAAGUGCAAGGGAAGGAGGGAGGAGAAAGGUGGAUGGGUUGGAGAUUCUUUCAGAUUCACAAGAGGAAGACAAAGGCGGGGGCGGAAGGAUAAGGGUAGAGGAAGAGCAGGAAAGAGAGGGAAGCGAAGGGCGGGGGAAAGGGAAGAAGGGAGGAGAAGUGAGAAGACGCGAAGAGGUGGGGCAUGAGGAGGGGGAAGGAAGGGAGAAGGCAGGAGGCAGUAGCGAGAUGGUGCAGUCAGGUUUUGCGGGGAGUAGAGAGGGGAGAAGUGAGGGGAGAGGAGUCGGGAGAGGAGAGGAGGGUAGAGGAGAGGUGGGGAAAGGAGGGGAGGGUAGAGGAGAGGAGGAGAGAGGAGAGUGUGCAAAUGGAGGAAGGGAAGAGGAGAAUCUAAGCGGGGCGGAGGAGAAAGUAUUAGCAGAUGAGGACGCACGGUGUGUACAGGACGAAGCGGAGGCCUUGGAGGAGGGGGAGGGGAUGGCGAUGGGCGAGUUUGACUUUGAACCGCCGUCCUUCUCCCUCCACGUGCAGCCUUCCGAGCUUCACAUGGAACCUGAUGCGAGGAUGAACUUCCUCCCCUCACAGGGAGCAGAACUUGAUGGGAUGAACUUCUCCCCCUCACAGGGCCUGGACGCUCCCAGCUUCUCCUUGAAUCCUGAGGCGCCUCCAAAGAUGGGCGUGAAGCAUGAGACGGCUUUUGAGGCGCCGGAGGAAUCGGGGACACAGGAAUCAGGAUUUCAGGCGUCACAGGGUUUGGACGCACCCAGUUUCUCGUUGGGGCUGGAGGGGUGGGAUGGGGAAGAGGGCGCGUUGGGGGAUGGGCAAUGCAUGACAGAGAGGGACGGGCAACAAGGAGCAGCAGAGAGAGUUUUUGAGCGGAGUCAUAGAAAGAUGGAGAGCACAGUGGGGGAUGACGAAGGGUUGGCAAAGAGGGAAGCCUGGGAAGGGAAGCAGGGGGCAGUUGAGCAGCGAGUGGCAGUGGGAUGGGACGGCGAGAGGUAUCGUGAAGAUGAACGGAGUGAGAGAGCCCUUGGAGAUGGUGUUUAUGGGAGGGUUGAGAGUGGUAAGAAGGUGAAGGUUGAGGCAAGGCGCCACACAACAGCCCCCAAGGCAGACCCCGGCAGCAACACCUGUGCCGUCAAGUUCCAUGCAUCAGCCACCCGCAACACAGACUCCGGCAACAACACCCACGCUGUCGGAGGCUACGAGGCAGCUGCUGCAGCGGCGCCUGCCGCACCUGCAGCUGGUGGGGUGGCUGGAGGAGCGGGGAUACUGACAGAGGAGGCCGCCCUUUUUCUCAAGCGCAUGGAAAUGAGAAUGAGAAUGAGAAUGGCUGCUAUGAGGUCGGGGGGUUCCGGGUUUCCAUGCCCGCAGCAGCCUGCUGGUGUUGGUGCUGCUGGGAGCGCUGCUAGGAAGGUGCAUUUUGAGGCGCCUCAAAAUGCACCUCACUACAUGUGCCCGCAGCAGCCUGCUGGUGCUGGUGGUGCUGGGAGCGCUGCUAGGAAUGGGGGGAGGAUGGGAGGGGAGGGAUUUGGACGGCAGCAGCAGCUUUCCCAGCAGCAAGGGGGCAGUGGGAGGAGGAGAGGGAGUGGUGGUGGCGGUGGUGCUGUUUGCUUCCAGGGCUGGUGUGGUGGUGGUGGCAGCAGUGGUGGUGGUGUUACGGGAAGGGGUGUUGCUGGUAGCAGUGGUGGUCACUGGGUGGCAGAGGGUGGCAAGAAGGUGAGCUGUCUCACACUUUGUUUUAGGUGUGUUUUGAGAAUUCGAGAAAAAUACCUUCUGGAAGGGGUGGUGAUGGCAGCAGCAGUGGUGGAUAUAGGUAUAGGAAGGGGUGCUGCUGCUAGCAGCAGCGGCGGUCACUGGGUAGCAGAGGGCGGCAAGAAGGUGAGUUAUCUGCACUGUCUCUGCUCCCAAUAUUGCAUAACCUCUGCUGGUGGCAGCAGCGGUGGCGGGUAUAGGAAGGGGUGUUGCCGGUAG